Oncorhynchus kisutch (coho salmon) is the source of this 1496-nucleotide messenger RNA. RefSeq names its product zinc finger protein 329-like. Gene Ontology annotation, biological process: regulation of transcription by RNA polymerase II. Lineage: Eukaryota; Metazoa; Chordata; Actinopteri; Salmoniformes; Salmonidae. The transcript is spliced from 2 exons. Gene Ontology annotation, molecular function: DNA-binding transcription factor activity, RNA polymerase II-specific; RNA polymerase II cis-regulatory region sequence-specific DNA binding. The coding region runs from base 107 to 1426 and encodes 439 amino acids. The record is from RefSeq and is a predicted model, not a curated record.
AUUCUUUCUUGUGUCAUAGAAGUCUUUGUUUUGAUUUUGCAUUCAAGCUUGUGUGGAGUAAAGGCUUACUGACUGAAUUGAAUACCCAACUGUCAUUCGACUGAAAAUGUUUAAACUACAGUUGUUUCGUGUGUUUUUAAAUGAGCGUUUAACGGCGGCUGCUGUGGAUAUUUUUGGGGCAGUUGAGAAAACGGUAGUGGAGUACCAGGAGGAGAAUGAUCGGCUACGGAGACUGCUGGGGAUCACACCGGAGCACAUUACACCAGAGUUACAACUAUGUCGAACUGACUCCCUGCAGCUCUCUCUCUCUGUCUCUGAAGAGGAGGUUCCCCCUGAGCAGCAGCACUGUGAGCAGGAGUGGAGUCCCAGUCUGGAGCAGGAGGACCCAGAGACCACACAGAUUAAAGAAGAACAGGAGGAACUCAGCACCAGUCAGGAGGAAGAGCAGCUUCAAGGGCUCUUUGAUACCAAAGACUUUAUAUUUACUCCUUCCUGUGUGAAAGGUGAAUGUGAUCAGGAGGACCCACUUCAGUCCCUGACUCUUCCCCAAACCCAGACUGUGGAGAACAGAGAGAGAGACUCUAAAGCAGUGAAUCUCAAACCUUACGCCACUGUGACCCGCCUAAAGGAUCUCAACAAUCUGUGUGACCCUCCAGAUAAUCAAAACAAUGCUUUCAUCCUCAGCUCAGCCAUAAGCAGCGACCCAGUAGGACAUGACAGCAGCCCACUAUUGGAUCCCAACCCACUGUUGAAUCUCAACCCACCAAUGGAGAAACAGUGUUUCAAACCCAGCACAUCUAGAAAAACUCACCACUGCCGUGACUGUGGUGAAACAUUUGCACUGAAAGCUGACCUGCAGAGGCAUGUGACUCACACUAGGAAGAGACCCAGUGAAUGCCUCUUCUGCAAAAAACUCUAUACCUCCACCUGUAAACUGAAGGCCCAUGUCCAACUCUGUCAUGGUGGUAAACCCUGCACCUGCCCCUUUUGUGGGAAGACCUUCAAACAAAAAGGACAUCUGUCCAGGCACAUGAGUAUUCACACAGGAGAGAAACCAUUUUGCUGUGGUGACUGUUGGAAAAGCUUCAAUCGUAAGGAGCACCUUACCAGGCAUAUACGCAUUCACAGAGGAGAGAAACCUUUUAGCUGUGGUGACUGUGGGAAAAGCUUCAAUCGCAAGGAGCACCUAAGUGAACAUAGACAGACUCACACAGGAGAAAAACAACAUGGCUGCUCAGUCUGUGGUAAAAGAUUCACUCGGAAGACUCAUCUGCUGAAGCAUAUGGACAAUAUCCACAAAGAGAGAAAAACAGACAGAAGAAAGAAAAUCUUCAGUCAGAAGAUGGGAAUAAAAAGACAGGAUGUGGACAACACUCGUAGGAAAGGAGAGCAACUCCAGACCAUUCAUACUGUGGGUCUCAGAUAAAUACAUAUACUGUACCAUGGACUUAAUGUUGUAAAACAGUGUAUGUAAAUAAAGUUUGAUUUGAUUUGAA